CCCUUCGUCACGCGCCUUCCCGCGUCCUCAGGCAAUAUCACGUGACGCGCGGCCCGGACGCGGAAGUGGCGCUCGGACGGUGCCGCUGCCCCGGCGGGGACACGGACCCGCAGAUAUGCGAGAUGCCUUCAGCUGUCUUUGCUCGAAGCAGCUGAGAAGAGCUGGAGUCCAAGAUGAGAACCAACAAGGUGUACAAACUCGUCAUACACAAGAAGGGCUUUGGAGGCAGUGAUGAUGAACUGGUGGUGAAUCCUAAAGUAUUCCUUCAAAUCAAGCUGGGAGAUGUUGUGGAGAUUGCCCAUCCCAAUGAUGAGUACAGUCCCCUGCUCCUGCAAGUGAAGUCACUGAAGGAGGAUUUGCAGAAAGAAACAAUAAGUGUGGAUCAGACAGUUGCCCAGGUGUUCCGACUGCGGCCGUACCAGGAUGUCCAUGUGAAUGUUGUUGACCCAAAGGAGGUGACCUUGGACUUGGUGGAGCUGACAUUUAAGGAUCAGUAUAUUGGGCGUGGGGACAUGUGGCGACUGAAGAAGAGUUUGGUCAGCACCUGUGCAUAUGUCACCCAAAAAGUCGAAUUUGCGGGUAUCAGGGCUCAGGCAGGGGAACUGUGGGUAAAGAGUGAGAAAGUCACCUGUGGAUACAUCAGUGAGGACACCCGGGUGGUUUUCCGCUCCACUUCUGCCAUGGUUUAUAUUUUUAUCCAGAUGAGCUGUGAAAUGUGGGAUUUUGAUAUUUAUGGGGACCUGUACUUUGAGAAGGCUGUGAAUGGUUUCCUCGCUGACCUCUUCACAAAAUGGAAGGAGAAGAAUUGCAGCCACGAAGUGACAGUGGUUCUAUUUUCUAGAACAUUUUAUGAAGCAAAAUCUAUAGAUGAGUUCCCUGAAACACAUCGUGCAUCCAUUCGACAGGAUCACGAGGGAAGGUUUUAUGAAGAUUUUUACAAGGUUGUAGUUCAGAAUGAGAGGAGAGAGGAGUGGACCUCAUUGCUUGUGACCAUUAAAAAGCUUUUCAUCCAGUAUCCUGUGUUGGUACGACUGGAGCAAGCAGAUGGCUUUCCUCCAGGUUACAAUUCCACCUCAGCACAAGGGAACUACCUGGAGGCCAUAAAUCUUUCGUUCAAUGUCUGCUUGAUCACACCGCUGACUGAGAAAGCAAAAAAUAAUCGAGAUGCCUCAUUAGGAGCUCCCAAGGAUGCUGAGAAUGCCCUGCCUAUCCAGGUGGAUUACGAUGGCUACGAUGCCCAGGUGUUCCGGCUGCCGGGCCCGUCCAGAGCCCAGCGCUGCACCACUUUCAGGUCUGUGAGGGAGAGGGAAAGUCGGACCAGGAAGAGCUCGAGUUCCUACGACGUGUCGUGCAGCCCGUCCCUGCAGAGCCGCACGCUGCCCCCGGAGGAGGUGCGGAGCCAGGCCUCUGACGACAGCUCCCUGGGCAAGAUCUCCAACAUCCUCAUGAUCCCGCGGCCACACCUGCAUCAGUGUGAAGUCAGCAGCUCCCUGGGCUACACCAGCACCAGAGACGUCCUUGAGAACAUGCUGGAGUCUCAGCAGCGGGACUCCAGUGCCCCUGGGAGGUUCCACGUGGGCAGUGCCGAAUCCAUGCUGCACAUCCGGCCGGGGGGAUACACCCCCCAGAGGGCCCUCAUCAACCCCUUCGCCCCCUCCCGCAUGCCCAUGAAGCUGACGUCGAACCGGCGCCGCUGGAUGCACACCUUUCCCGUGGGUCCGUCAGGAGAAGCCAUCCAGAUCCAUCACCAAACCCGGCAGAACAUGGCAGAAAUGCAGGGCAGUGGGCAGCAGGACCUGACCCAUUCCUCUGCUGAGCUCCUGGAGCUGGCUUACCAUGAGGCCACGGGCAGACACGUCAGCUCUCGGCAUCCAGGGGACAGCGGCUCCUUCCUGAGCUUCAGCGGGACAGAGGAGUUCUCCAACGGGCUGGCUGGGAGCAACGGGGCAGGGACAAACCUCAAAACUCAGAACAAGGAUUCCUUGGAAGAUGCUGUCUCUAACUCUCCAGAUCCAAUGCCAGGCUUCUGUUGUACAGUUGGAGUGGACUGGAAAUCCCUCACUACUCCGGCCUGUCUCCCCCUCACCACGGAUUACUUCCCGGACCGCCAGAGCCUGCAGAACGAUUACACGGAGGGUUGCUAUGACCUGCUCCCAGAGGCUGACAUUGACAGGAGGGAUGAGGAAGGAGUGCAGAUGACAGCCCAGCAGGUGUUUGAGGAGUUUAUUUGUCAGCGCCUCAUGCAAGGCUAUCAAAUUAUUGUGCAACCCAAGCCACAGAAACCGGCCCCAGCCGUGCCACCCCCCCUGAGCAGCAGUCCCCUCUACAGCCGAGGUCUUGUAUCAAGAAAUCGAGCUGAGGAGGAAGAUCAGUACUGGCUGAGUAUGGGCCGUACUUUCCACAAAGUCACCUUGAAAGACAAAAUCAUCACUGUGACUCGGUACCUACCCAAGUAUCCAUACGAAUCUGCUCAGAUAAACUACACCUACAGCUUGUGCCCCUCACACUCUGACUCUGAAUUUGUCUCUUGCUGGGUAGAAUUUUCCCAUGAGAGACUAGAAGAGUACAAGUGGAAUUACUUGGAUCAGUAUAUCUGCUCUGCUGGCUCAGAGGAUUUCAGCCUGAUCGAGUCCCUGAAGUUCUGGAGGACGCGGUUCCUGCUGCUGCCCGCCUGCAUCAGCGCCACGAAGCGCAUCGUGGAGGGCGAGACGCACUGCGACGUGUACGGGGACAGGCCCCGCUCCGACGAGGAGGAGUGGCAGCUCCUGGACGGAUUCAUCCGCUUCGUGGAGGGGCUGAACCGCAUCCGGCGCCGCCAUCGAUCCGACAGGAUGAUCCGGAAAGGAUCUGCCAUGAAAGGCUUGCAGAUUGCUGGUCCAAUUCCCACCCACUCUCUGGAGCAGUCUGGACCUCCCAUUGGGAAGAAAGGAACCUCAGCACUCUCAGCUCUGCUGCAGAUGGAAGCCAGUCAGAAGACUCUGGGGGAGCAGCAAGCAGCAAUGCUUUCUGGGAAGAGCUCUGGGCAGCCCUCGGAGAGUGGGAGCAUUGCCAUCACACCCACCUAUAUGGACAGCCCUCGUAAGGAUGGGGCCUUCUUUAUGGAUUUUGUUCGCAGCCCACGAACAGCUUCAACCUUCUACUCCCAGGUCUCUAUAGAUCAGUCAGUUCCUGCAGCCUCAGAUGGCAACAUGCUGAUAACCACGGGGCAGGUGCCUGACAGGGGCAGCACCCAGACCUUGGGAAGUGCCCAGAAUGCUGCAGAGCCAGGAUACAGCACAGCUGGAGCUGCAGAGGGCAGCUCUCAGCAGUGUUCCACGAGUGCUCUGACUUCCUCCUCCACUUUGGUGGAGAUUCUUGAAGCCAUGAAACACCCCACCACAGGGAUCCAGCUGCUCUCGGAACAGAAGGGCCUCUCCCCGUACUGCUUCAUCAGUGCAGAAGUUGUGCACUGGCUGGUCAAUAAUGUGGAGGGUGUGCAGACCCAGGCCAUGGCCAUUGACAUAAUGCAGAAAAUGCUGGAAGAGCAGCUGAUUGUCCAUGCAUCUGGAGAAGCUUUACGAACCUUUAUUUAUGGCUUUUAUUUUUACAAGAUUGUUGUGGACAAGGAACCAGACCGAGUGGGGAUGCAGCAGCCUGCCAUGUGGCACACCGCUGCCAUGGACGACUUCUCCGCCUUCCAGAGGAAGUGGUUUGAGGUGGCCUUUGUGGCAGAAGAGCUCCUGCACUCGGAGAUCCCGGCGUUCUUCCUGCCCUGGCUGCCCAGCCGCCCCGCCUCCUAUGCAAGUAGGCACAGUUCCUUUAGCCGCAGUUUCGGAGGACGGAGCCAGGCAGCUGCACUCUUAGCUGCCACGGUGCCCGAGCAGCGGACGGUGACGCUGGACGUGGAUGUGAACAACCGCACGGACCGGCUGGAGUGGUGCAGUUGUUAUUACCACGGCAAUUUCUCCCUGAAUGCUGCCUUUGAAAUCAAGCUGCACUGGAUGGCAGUGACUGCAGCUGUGCUCUUUGAGAUGGUUCAGGGUUGGCACCGGAAAGCCACCUCCUGCGGGUUCCUGCUCGUCCCAGUCUUGGAAGGCCCGUUUGCUUUGCCCAGUUACUUGUACGGAGACCCACUUCGGGCUCAGCUCUUCAUCCCCCUCAACGUGAGCUGCCUGCUGAAGGAGGGCAGUGAGCAUCUGUUUGAUGGCUUCGAACCCGAAACGUACUGGGACCGAAUGCACCUGCUCCAGGAGGCAAUAGCACACAGAUUUGGAUUUGUGCAAGAUAAAUACUCAGCCUCUGCAUUCAACUUCCCAGCAGAGAACAAGCCCCAGUAUAUCCAUGUCACAGGGACGGUGUUUCUGCAGCUGCCGUAUUCCAAGCGGAAGUUCUCCUGCGGGCAGCAGCGGCGCCGGCGCAACUCCACCAGCUCCACCAACCAGAACAUGUUCUGUGAGGAGCGAAUCGGCUACAACUGGGCCUACAACACCAUGCUCACCAAAACCUGGCGCUCCAGCGCCACCGGGGACGACAAGUUCGCCGACCGGCUGCUGAAGGACUUCACUGACUUCUGCUGGAACAAGGACAGCCGGCUGGUUCUCUUCUGGACCGACUGUCUGGACAAGAUGCACGCCAGUGCUCCGUGAGAUAGGGCUGCAUUGGAUCUCUUAGGGAGACAGCUAAAGCUUUACCUUGUGGCAAGGAUGUAGAAGUGAAGGAUGAGUGAAAAGAGCCUCUCUGUUGGAUUCAUCUUGAGGCUCCAAGAGGACCUGAACAAUAUUGCUGUUGAUAUUCAACAGAAUUUGAUUAAGUGCUUGGAAAAAAAAAGAAUCUGAGCUCUUAGCUUGCCAAUAUCUAUCCCCUGACUUCAGCUUGGUUUUAAGUAGCUGCAGUCCUUGAUUGCCAAAACUUCAGUUAGAGCAGAGGUAAAGGAGGGAGAGUGCAAAUGGUUUUCAAGGGCAGUUGGAUUCAGCACAGUGUGGUGGUAGAGGCUUCCUGUCUGUGGAAAUGAUGGGUGCCCUUGGCAUCUGCUGUGCCAGGCAGCAGCCUGCCCCUGCCUCUCCUGAGGUGUACCUGAUUGUGUGAAUAUGUAAGAUAAAUGUGAGAGAUGCUUGUUACAUUUCAUACAUGUAAAUAAGUAAAAAUGCAGAAAAG
Lepidothrix coronata (blue-crowned manakin) is the source of this 5133-nucleotide messenger RNA. RefSeq names its product DEP domain containing 5 (gene DEPDC5). Gene Ontology annotation, biological process: cellular response to amino acid starvation; positive regulation of autophagy; negative regulation of TORC1 signaling. The record is from RefSeq and is a predicted model, not a curated record. Lineage: Eukaryota; Metazoa; Chordata; Aves; Passeriformes; Pipridae. Gene Ontology annotation, molecular function: GTPase activator activity. Bases 174 to 4625 code for a protein of 1483 amino acids. Gene Ontology annotation, cellular component: GATOR1 complex; lysosomal membrane. The transcript has 40 exons.